UCAAAUUUUAUUCAUAAAAAAAUUUGUUUAAUUUAUUCGGUCGAUUUUUUUUUUGUUUCUUUUAAAAUUUUUUUUUCCAUAAAGCAUAAAUCAUCGUCGAAUCUGUUUCAUAUAUGCCAUCCGAUCAGGAACAACAACCACCACAACAACAACCACAGCAACAGCAACAACAACAGCAACAGCAGCAAAAAUCAACACCCGAUGACAACGAUAAUGGCAAUGUUGAACCAACAUUGUCAGUCAGUAAAAGUCUUACAAGUAUUGGUUUUGCUGCAACCGAUCGUGAUAUUGAAGAUGAUCGUAUUAUAACUAAUAUUGAUUAUAAUAUUAUUAAACCAAACGAAUCAAAUUUAUUACCACCGGUAUCAAUAAAUACACAAGAAUUAGAUGAACAACAAACAUUAUCGGCAAAUAAUAUUGUUUGUCAUUGUGAAAAUCAUGAUAUACCAAAAGAUAUUCUUUGUAUUAUAUUAAUUUGUCCACAACAUCAGACAAUUGCCUUACAACAGAUUAUCGAUUAUUAUUAUUUUCCAUCAACACCAUUAAAUCAACCGAAUCAAUCACUUGCUGAAACAAUAUCAUCAUUAUUCGAUAUUGUUAUUGUUAAAAAUAAUACUAAUAAUGAACAAAACAAACGAAUAAUUCAAGUAAAUUUAUUACAAAUGCAACGAAUAAAAAUACCAAAAUUACGUCGAUACAUUAAAAAAUGGAUUUUUUAUUCACAAAUAAUUGAUACGCCAAAAAAUUGUAUUUGUAAUUUGAGCAAUAAUGAUUCAUCAAAUAAUGAUGAAAUAACAUGGAUGCCAAUCACUAAAUUACCAACAAUUUUUACAAAUGUUUGGGGUGGUGAAAUUAUUCAAUUUUUUAAUAAUGAUAAUAAUUUUUGGCGACAAAAUUUUUUAGAAGUUAAUUAUGAAGAAAUUAUUGAAGUAGAAUUGAACAAAAUUAAACAAGAAUUACCAGCAAAUAUUUGUCCAGCUAAUUUAUCGAUUGCGGCUGAAUAUUUAUUCAAUGAAUUUUAUGUUCAAUGUCAUCCAUCAAGUUUAAUGAGUUUACCAUCAUUUCAAUUAUUUUGCGAUAAACUUGAAUGGUUUAUGGGUGUUUGGUAUAAAGAAAGUAGAAUAAAAAUUUUUAGACAUUUUGAUCGACAAAAUAAAGGUUAUCUUGAUUAUUGUGAUCUAUUGAAUGGUUUGGCAAUACUUAACUUUAAAACAUAUGAAAAUCCAUUAAUAGAUUUUCCAUUUUUUGAAGAAAUUUUUAAAAAAUUUAACUGUCGUAAUAUGGCAACAACUGUUCGACAAAAAUUAGUGGACAAUACAAUUUAUUUUGGUAGAUGUGAAACCUGUUUAACCAAUAUGGUAAAUGCUGAAUUUAUCAAAUAUGAAAUUUCAUCAUUAUUGGUUUAUAUAGCUAAAACUGGUGAAAUAUUAAAAGUAUUUAAAUUAAAACCAAAUUAUGCUCAAUGUGAAUCGGUAAUGACAUUUUGUGAUGAUAUACAAAAUCGAAAUAUUUUUUAUUUAGCUAAUGAAUUUAUUAGCCGUAUUGGUAAAAUACAAUUUUGUAAAAAUCAAUCCGAAUCAAAUUUGGAAUCAAUUGAAAAUUAUUAUUUUGAAAACAAAUCAAUAAUGUUACAUUAUUUACGAAUGAUUUUAGAAUUUGCUAAACGUUUAUUUGAAAAUGAAUCACCAAUUUUGGAAUUACAUUCACCUGCAUAUAUUUUUGGAUAUUUAAAUGGUUCGGUAGAAGAUUUAUUAAUGUUUAGUCAGAAUACUUUUAAAACAUUUCCAUUCAUUGUACCUGGUUCAUUAUUAUUUAUGGGAAAUUUUUUAAAAGAUCUUGAAAAUAUUGAUUGUCUUAUCUAUUUAUUAUGUAUGAAAAUAUUAGUACCAACAAAAGUAUUUUUAAUAAUUGGUCAUAAUGAAAUAAAAUUUAGUCAAUUACCUGAAGAUGAAGAUAUUAUUAGAAAUAUUAUUAAACAAAUUUAUGGCCUAUUACCAAUUGCAUGUAUAAUUGAUGAACAAUUAAUUGUAACAAAUUUUUCAUUACCAUCAAUUUCUAUAACAAAAUUAAAAAUCAUUGCAAAUUGGUCACGAUCAAUGAUACCGUUUAAUAAUAUUGGUAAAAUUUAUUAUAAAUAUGAUUUUAUUGAAAAUACACGUCAUUUUCUAUAUUAUCAACAAUAUAGAAUAUUUAAUCGAAAAUAUUCAACUGUUUAUGAAGAUUUAAUUGAUGAAUUAAUUGCACAAUCAAUGAUGAUGAACGAUAAUAAUAAUAAAGAUAGUAAUCCGAAUAGAUUAUUCGAUAAUAUUCAGCAACAACAGUUAACUAGUCAACAACAACAACAUCCUAAAAUGCUUAAAUUUAUUGAACUAAAUCAUUUAUUUUUAUCAAUACAUUCAAAUUCAAUGGCAAAAGAAAAAGAUUUGAAUGAAAAUGAAGGAUUUGAUUUUCCAACUAAUAAUACAUAUGAUUUAACAACAAUUAUUUCAACAAGAAAAUUAACAAACGAACCAACAUGUAUAUUUCUUGAUCGAAAUAUUUUACGUUUCAUUUGUAUGGAUUGAACAAAAACUAAACGAACGAUCGAAAAAAUCAUUUAAUAAAUUUCUCUAUAUAUAUCAUCAAUAGUCUUCAAUAGAUGGUGACAGAAAAAAAUAAAGAAGAAAAAUUCAAAAAAACUAAACUUGUUUCUAAUAAGCGCACCUUGCUUAGUGAGAAUAUAGGUGAAUAUCGAAAAGAAAAUUCGAUCAAAGAGAGUCCUCAUUUUUGUUGUUGUUGUUGAUACUCUGUUCUUGAAAAUGAAAAUGAA
Molecule: messenger RNA, 2809 nt
Organism: Dermatophagoides pteronyssinus (European house dust mite)
Lineage: Eukaryota; Metazoa; Arthropoda; Arachnida; Sarcoptiformes; Pyroglyphidae
Cellular component (GO): nucleus; cytoplasm
Molecular function (GO): calcium ion binding; protein serine/threonine phosphatase activity
Source: RefSeq, a predicted model, not a curated record